AUGCCAGAUCAGCCUUUCACCGUUCUCAUCGCCGGCGGUGGCAUAGCCGGCCUGGCUCUCGCAAACAUGCUUGAGAAGAUUGGGGUCAAUUAUUUGAUCCUCGAAGGAUAUCACCAGAUGGCCCCUCAAGUGGGAGCCAGUAUCGGCAUCCUGCCAAACGGCAGCCGUAUUCUUGAUCAGAUUGGAAUUUACGACGAAAUCAGGAAGCUCAUCGAUGCCCCUCUUUUCGAGCACGGGUAUGAUACUAUUUUCGUGGACCGCCAAAUGAUUCUGAAAGCGUUGUGGCAAAACCUGAAGCACAAGGACAACAUCCUUGUUAGCAAGAAAGUUACCAAGGUCGAGCUCGAGCCCUCCCGAGUGAAAGUUGAGACGAGCGACGGGGGCUCUUACUACGGAGACAUCCUAGUUGGCGCAGAUGGUGUCCACAGCAAAGUCAGGAACGAGAUGUGGAGGCUUGCGGAUGCCAUGGAGCCUGGCUGGAUCCCUGCCUCCGAGCACACUCAGUGUCUGCCAACAGUUUACAAGUGCAUCUUCGGAAUAUCGGUUGACAAGAGCUGGGAGCCCCAGACCCUACAGACAAACUUGAACAAGGGCUACUCGUAUCUUGUCAUCAGCGGACCUCAAAAUCGCGUCUACUGGUUCCUUUUUGUCAAUAUGGGAAAGACAUACUAUGGCCCUGAGCCUCCUCGUUUCACAAAAGAAGACGAAAAGGCGCUAGUGAAGGAGCACAUGAAUGACCAGCUUAUGGAGGGUCGCACCUUCGGAGACUUGUAUUCAACCAAGAUCUCGUCGGUACUGACUGCCCUCCCCGAGUACGUCUUCAAGAAGUGGCAUUUUCAACGUAUCAUCACCAUUGGAGAUGCCGCCCACAAGUUCGAGCCAAUUUCCGGCCAGGGAGGCAAUAGCGCGAUCGAAACCGCCGCCGUCCUCGUUUCAAAUUUGGCAACCAUGCUGAAGAGCAAGACGGACUCGAUGCACAUCACCACGGCCGACAUCGACGGAAUUUUUGCCAAGACCCAAGCUAUGCGUGAGACGCGCGCCGAGGCACUUGUAAAGGCAUCCCACGAGGAGCAACGCUUUGCCGCCAUGGAGACAACUCUCCUGGGUCUGUUUGGGCGAUAUGUCACGCCAAUCACCUCGAUUGAUGAAAGGUUGCAACCGUGGUCCACCAACAUUGAAGGCGGUCACAAGAUCGACAUUUUGGAUGUCCCUCAGCGUCCACGCGCUAUUCCGUUCCUUGACGAGCUGGCCAGUCCUCCGUUGCCACCAUCUUACACCCCCAAGAUCGCGGUGGCAGCCUGCCUGUAUGCCUUGCUUUACUUUGCGCAGCAGGCGCUCGUUAUCAUCCCAGGAGUCAACCCGCAGCGCUUUCCGUUCCUGGGAGAAGAUGCGAAGACCACAUACACCGGAGUGGCAUCGAUCGACAACCUCCUUUCUGUGCUGGUGUGGGCUUUCUCGGAGCAAGUCGCGGGUCCCGAUCCCAACAAGAAGAUCCAGUGCCUUUACUUCUUGAUCAACUUGAUCCCUUUGAUUUACAUUUGGACUGUCGAGGGAUACCGCAACGGCAACCUCAAGUCGCUGGUUUCCAUACCCUCCAUCUUCGCUAUUUACCAACUCAUCGGUAUCGGAAAGGUCGCGCCCGCCUACUUCCUCCUCAGCGUGUAUACAACAAGCAGAAGCGUCUAUGCACGCACGACUGGCCGUCCGGUUCCAUCAAAUGUCGCCAAGGCCCUCCUGCCGGCAUUGUGUCUCGGAUAUGUCAUUCCCACCGCCCUCAUGUUCUUGCCCCACGAGGACAGUAUAACUCAGCAAAACGCCAUCGCCUUCUGGCAGCCUUCUCCUCUCUAUGUCUCUUUGCUUGUGUGGGCGGGAUCAAAGGCUCUGAGCGCUUUGAGUGCACCCAAGCCCUUAGAUUUGGAAAUCUUUGAGAAGAAGGACCUGCCGUAUCUCCAGUCUGGCUAUGCCUUCUGCUUCUUCGCCACUGCCAUCACUCACAUUUGCGUGUUCCUAUACACUGGUCUCAGCAGUUCCGCAUCCAUCUCACAGUCCUUUUUCAAUCUGCCCACGGUUGGAGCCGGUGAUGUCCUUGGGUUCUGGAAAUACGACAUGCUACUAUGCUUCGGCUCUGUGGCAGUGUGGCUAUUUUACAGUAUCUUUGAGCUCCGGAGACUUGGGUAUAUCACGACUUCCACGGCAUUCAAGGCUGCAGGAUCAACCAUAGCUUCUGGAGUACUUGUCGGCCCCGGUGCGACAUACGCAGCCGUCUGGGCCUGGAGGGAGUCUGUCAUUGCAAGCUAUACGACAAGCACAAUGUAA
Diaporthe batatas is the source of this 2316-nucleotide messenger RNA. RefSeq lists its product as uncharacterized. The transcript is spliced from 4 exons. The coding region runs from base 1 to 2316 and encodes 771 amino acids. The record is from RefSeq and is a predicted model, not a curated record. Gene Ontology annotation, molecular function: FAD binding. NCBI's taxonomy places the organism in Eukaryota, Fungi, Ascomycota, Sordariomycetes, Diaporthales, Diaporthaceae.